Malus domestica (apple) is the source of this 1165-nucleotide messenger RNA. Its product is annotated as rac-like GTP-binding protein ARAC3. Gene Ontology annotation, cellular component: cytoskeleton; cytoplasmic vesicle; cell projection. Gene Ontology annotation, molecular function: protein kinase binding; GTP binding; GTPase activity. NCBI's taxonomy places the organism in Eukaryota, Viridiplantae, Streptophyta, Magnoliopsida, Rosales, Rosaceae. The record is from RefSeq and is a predicted model, not a curated record. Gene Ontology annotation, biological process: regulation of cell shape; cortical cytoskeleton organization; establishment or maintenance of cell polarity.
CUUCACCUUUCCCUUCCACCUCUCUUUUUCUCCUCUCUCUCUCUCUCUCUCCCUCUCUGGGUCUCAGUACUUGCCUGGAUUGUGGGGGGGUAAAGAAAUCAGAAACCUCUGCUGGAAUUUGGAUUAGGGUUUUUGAGGAAGCACAAGUAGAAGAAGGAAGAGGCAGAGUUGGGUGGAAAAUGAGUGCCUCCAGGUUCAUAAAGUGUGUCACAGUUGGGGAUGGAGCUGUGGGAAAAACCUGUAUGCUCAUCUCCUACACCAGCAACACCUUUCCUACGGAUUAUGUGCCAACUGUGUUUGACAAUUUCAGUGCAAAUGUUGUUGUGGAUGGGAGCACCGUCAAUUUGGGGUUGUGGGACACUGCUGGGCAGGAAGAUUACAAUAGAUUAAGACCACUGAGCUAUCGUGGGGCAGAUGUCUUCCUACUUGCAUUCUCUCUCAUAAGCAAGGCCAGCUAUGAAAAUGUUGCCAAGAAAUGGGUUCCUGAAUUGAGGCAUUAUGCACCUAGUGUUCCAAUUAUUCUUGUUGGAACUAAGCUCGAUCUUCGGGAUGAUAGGCAGUUCUUUGUAGAUCACCCUGGUGCAGUGCCAAUUACCACAGCACAGGGAGAGGAACUAAAGAAGCUGAUUGGGGCUCCAGUUUACAUAGAAUGCAGUUCAAAAACGCAGCAGAAUGUGAAAGCAGUCUUCGAUGCAGCCAUUAAAGUGGUUCUCCAGCCACCGAAGCAGAAGAAGAAAAAGAAGAGAAAGGCACAGAAGGCCUGCUCCAUAUUGUGAUUGUGGAAAGCAUAGUGUUGGGAAGAAAGUGCGGGGGAAGAAAGUGCGACUAAUUAGUCAUUUAUCCAUUUUUCCGUCUGGAGGAACCCCAGGGCUGGGAAUUGUAGUUUCGACUGACAGAUGUAGGAGCUCUCUUUACGUACGCAUCCAAGUUAUUUGUUUAUGCUGUCUCAGCAGGGUUCUGAUUUGUACAUUAAUGAUUUGCAUUACGUGUUUGGUAACAUGCAGAAACCUCUUCUCAAUGGGUUUGAUUUCCCUAAUGUGUUGUCUCUAUAUACUACUCCUGUAAUCUGAUUUAGUACAUUUCAAGAUUAUAUGUAUCAUAUGAAUCAUGAUAUUUUUUCUUCUUUCAGUCUUGAAUGUAAGAUAGUGCGACUCUAUUGUCAGGA